Molecule: messenger RNA, 361 nt
Organism: Cuscuta epithymum
Lineage: Eukaryota; Viridiplantae; Streptophyta; Magnoliopsida; Solanales; Convolvulaceae
Source: the annotation of a GenBank genome assembly
GAGAGAAGGAAGGGAAGACGAUCCCUAUGGAAUUUGGUCCCCAUUCUGAGGAGAGGACCAAUGCAUUCUUGGCUUUGUCCCCCGAGACUCGUCUUUACUCGAAUCUCAAAAAGGAAUUCAGAGAUGCCUCAGUUGUAUCAACUGAUAGUACUGACAAUGGCGAAGACGAUACUACAAGUGUUACUGACGACGUUUUCACCUUGCCUGCUGUAACUGAAUGCGCUUCGUCCAUGCGUAACGCCCCCAACCUUACUCUGAAAUCGGCUGCUGGGGUUCGUAAGGUUCUUGACCCUACUAAACUCUUGCAUUUGAAGUCCAAGAAGAGAAGGUUGAUGCCUCCGCUCCCCCCAGUGACUCCUUC